This is a messenger RNA of Cuscuta epithymum, 1314 nucleotides long. Lineage: Eukaryota; Viridiplantae; Streptophyta; Magnoliopsida; Solanales; Convolvulaceae. The record is from the annotation of a GenBank genome assembly.
ACACUUAGACCAAUCUUUUCUGAUUUAUCUUCUCUGUUCCCCUCAAUUCCCCACUAUGCAAUUGAAGAGUCAGCUGUCAAGCCAAGUACUCUCUCAAAAUAUGGAGUGCACGGGCUUCCUACAAUCUUAAUUCUGAAUUGUACAAUGCGUGCUCAAUAUCAUGGCCACAGGACCCUUGACUCUUUAAUUAACUUCUAUGGUGGUGUAACUGGUUACAUGACACCACCAGUAGAUGUCAUAUCCCUAAACAAGGUUGGAUGUUCUCGAAACCAGCACAUUUAUAAUACUGGGAGUGAACCAGAAAGUUGCCCAUUCCCCUGGGCAAGGUCUCGUGAGAACUUUCUUCAGCAGGAGACGUACUUGAUGUUGGCAACUGUGUUUGUUCUCCUAAGAUUGCUGUAUACCCUUUUCCCGUAUAUCUGUAGGUUUGCUCAUUUUUCUUACAUGAGAUACAACAUGAGGAUCAUGGUUUGAAAUAGCGGUCCGCUACCGCUAUAGCGGCCGCUAUAUAGCGGUCGCGGUAGGGGCCGCUACCGCUACGGCCCGCUAUUCGUGUGUGAUUUCCAAAUCACGGGAAAAAUCCGCUACGCCGCCCGCUACAGCCCGCUAUUGACAUUUCCGGCAGUACAUCACGAACUGUUUGAUGUGUAAAUGUGUAUAUGUUGUGUGAAUGAUGUGAAAAAAUACAUUAAUGGUGAUGCAUGGAGUGAAACUCAAAAUUAAAUGUUGUGUGAAUGAUGUGAAAAAAUACAUUUAUAUUUUGCGCAAUUGAAAAUAUUUUACGCCGCUGCAACCGUUACAGUCGGCUACAGGCCGCUACAGGCCGCUACCGCGAUGACCGCUACCGCUGCCGCUACGGCUAUUUAAAACCUUUGAUUGAGGAUAAGCUCCUUGUGGGAGCAUCCUCUGCUCUACCUGCACCGAGUAUUCCAAGUAUUUAGUUCAUUGAAGGAACCAUGCAAGCGGAGGAAUUUGCAGGAAGGAGCCUAUGAAUGCUAAGGUAUGGGCCUCAAAGUCUCUAGCUUCUGUUUCAUUUGGCGAGGCCAGCUCAAGUCGGGUUGGACCAGUGAAUUUAACUCACUGAUUAAUUUGGUGCUGGUUCUAUAACUUCUAUUUCUUUUAGAAACACCCUGCUAUUUCCCAUUGGGGUUGGUUUCAUUGCUGAGGGGAGCAACCAUUUUUUUCUACGUUUUAUUAUUUCGUUGUCCAAACAACAUACACGACUCAAUCAUUGUACUAUUGUAGAUUAGUUUUCCUUCUUGUGCCAUUAUUGAAAGAUAAUGUUAACCUAGUGUUGACCUGUUUGUAUAGAAC